Molecule: messenger RNA, 3615 nt
Organism: Babjeviella inositovora NRRL Y-12698
Lineage: Eukaryota; Fungi; Ascomycota; Pichiomycetes; Serinales
Gene: GEF2
Product: Gef2p
Exons: 1
Coding region: 166-3294 (1042 amino acids)
Biological process (GO): transmembrane transport; chloride transport
Cellular component (GO): early endosome; membrane; Golgi apparatus
Molecular function (GO): voltage-gated chloride channel activity
Source: RefSeq, a predicted model, not a curated record
CUGUAACCAAGAGAACAAUCCAAACAGUCUUGGCAUCAGCUUUAUCUCUAGAUUAAAACACCCUUCUGCGCAGAACAUAACUCAUACGUUUACAGACUAUCCCUCCGACAAUACCAGUAAUAUUUACGGCCCUCGCAUUUCCGUUACGGUCUCCAACAGAUCACAAUGCACAAAAGUCAACGAUCAGUGGAUGAGCUUUUGCCCCUCCCCGAUGCCCUGACACCAAAGAAAAAUAGCACCCACAGAAGACCUCUCAACAAGAGAGUUCAGUCGACGCUGCUCCUUUCCGUGUCGGGUCUCAGCCCCUCCGUGUUCCUCCAUAGGCUCGAAGGGUCGGAUACGGAGCGAGAUUCAGACCAUGACGGGCUUCUGCCAUUGCGAAAAGCCGGAAAGCAUGCCAACUCCAAAUUUACCAGCAUUGACAUCCGGUCGCCGAUGCUCCCGCACCACUCAGAUGACUACUUUGCCAUAGAACCUUCACAGUUACUCAACCGGCCCUUUCACCUUGAGCACCCUCCUCAGGCCACCCACACGCCGCCAGUAGCGUCAGUUACCGAACUGGAUGCACCGCGAACCCCGCUCCUUCACCCAUCCGGUUCACGCAACAGUUUCUACCUGGCGAUACAACCUGUGAAGAAGAGGUCGCGCUUGGGCUUCAAACGCCUUUAUUAUAACGACUUCACCACCAUCGACUGGGUCAACUCGUUUAUCCUGAAGAACCGUGACGAAUGGGAGUUACGCAAGCGUGGGGAAAACUCCCUCCGCGGAAAGGUAUUCAUGCUCUUCAACAAGUUCCAGAGCUACAUUCUCAUCACCCUCUUUUCGUUCUGUUUCGCCCUCCUCGCGUUCUUGAUCGACAAGUUCGAGAGUUUUCUUGUAGGGUUCAAGAACGGGUAUUGUGUGGGGAACUGGACCUACUCCUACGAAACUUGUUGCGCCCCCAGCCACUCUCCCCUCCCACCGAAUGGCUUCAGGGCCCAGAACCCGCAUUUCAGCGAACAGUGCAGCCAAUGGCGCUCCUGGUCGGAAGUGGUGGACUUUGGCAUCUUCAUCAACAUCGACUGGAGUGUGUACAUUUUUCUCAGCAUCACCCUCGCGCUCUUUUCUGUUCUUGUCAGUUUAACCACCAAGACCGCCACCUCUCCCUCGCGUCGGAACUCCAUUGUCGCCCCCACAUACCUUUAUACUGCCGUGGGCUCGGGUGUCCCUGAGGUGAAAACCAUCCUCCUGGGGUUUGUGAUCCGAAAGUUCUUGGGAACUUACACACUUAUCGCCAAGACCGUGGCAUUGGUGUUUGCGAUUGCACUGGGCAUGUCCCUCGGAAAAGAAGGUCCGUAUGUGCACUUGGCGACUUGCGUGGGGAACAUCCUCUGCCGCUUUUUUCCAGCCAUCCACAAUAACGAAUACCGGAAGAAGCUGAUUCUCACCGCAUCUUGCUCGGCCGGCGUCGCCCUUGCCUUUGGAUCACCCCUAGGAGGGGUGCUCUUUACUCUCGAGGAGAUCGACAACUACCUCCCGGCAAAGCAGCUUUUCAAGAUCUUCUUCUGUGCGGUGCUCUCGACAAUUUUCCUCAAGUUUCUCAAUCCCUACGGCACGGGAAAGGCGGUCUUGUUCGCCGUCAAAUACGCCUCAGAGUGGAAACUGGCUGAACUUGUGUGCUUUGUGGUUAUCGGGGCCUGCGGGGGUAUUUUUGGUGCCGCCUUCGUGAAGUUUGUCCGGUGGUGGCCAACCAAGUUCCGCACCCUCAGGUUUAUUGAAAACCGUCCCGUCAGAGAGGUUAUGCUAGUGGCUCUUCUUACCUCUCUUGUCACGUUUGGGAACCCGUACACGGAGAAGGCAAUCCCCGAACUCAUGCUUGAUCUUGCCACCUCCUGCACCAAGGAGAACUGGAACCAGUCGUUGUGCCCCACCAACAUGUAUGAUCUCGUUUCGGAGUUGAGACGGCUUUCGCUCGCCUUUGUGUUCAAACUUGUGUUGACGGGCAUCACCUUUGGCUUGAAAGUGCCUUCCGGUGUCUACGUCCCUAGCAUGGUCAUAGGAGCGUUGUUUGGUCGCGUGUUUGCGCUUAUGUUGGAGUACUUGAACUACAACCACCCCUCCCUGAUGGUGUUGUUUUGCGAAGCCAGCGGAGAAGACACGGGAUUGAUUACAUGCGUUGACUCGGGGAUCUACUCGUUAAUUGCUGCCGGUGCCUUUAUGGCCGGUGUUACUCGCAUGAACAUCACUCUCGUGAUCAUCCUCUUCGAGUUGACCUCCUCCUACACGUACGUGAUCCCUAUUUCCAUCGCUAUUGCUGUUUCCAAUUGGGUGGCAACGGCGUUGGAGCCCCUUUCGUUGUACGAAUCCUUGCUUGUGAAAAACAACUAUCCCUUUAUCCACCACGAGGGGCCGUUCGACCCUCUGGUGACGGUGGGGGAUAUUUUGAUGGAUGAGGACACGGAGACGGUCAGUAUCCAUACCAAGAAAGGAGCAGACGAACUGUCAGGUGCUUCUAUCAAGACGGGAUCUGAGCAGACUCCGUUAGUUGCUGGUUCGCAGGCUCACUAUCAUUCAUCGGGAACCGUUGAACGACUGAAAGGUACAGACACUGUGGUCCCCCAGAGACCAGGCCUCCACGCCACCCCUUCUGCGUGGCUGCGACACUUGGUCCAGAGUAAUCUUCCGCAGUUCAACAGCUACUACCAUGAUAUGGUUAUCAAUAUCACAGAAGCGGCGUCUAUCUCUUCGACUGAGUUGCUUUACAAGUUUUCGAUCCUCCAGCGGCGCGGGUUGAUUGAUGGGUGUAUCCCUAUCAUCAAGAGCGGCAAGUGCAUUGGACUUAUUCCCGGCCCGGAGCUAGAAAUGCAGUUGGACAGAUUGCGUGAGUUCUGCCUUGAGUAUGGCAUCGUGGGCGAAAUUUACUGCUCCUUAACGAGGCACGGACAGCCAAAGAAGGGUCCCAUUUUUGACUUGACGGAGGACCUGAGACUGGUGGAGUUUGGUGACCAAUCCCUGACGCAUUCGUGGUUGUACAACGACGCCGUCUUGUAUCAGUUGCAGGAGACCUUGAACCAUCUUGUUAGUGAGGAGGAAAAGCACGUUAUUCUUCUUAUUUUCAGCCAGUUGGUGGACUUGAGUCGAAUCGUUGACUAUAAUCCGAUUUUCAUCAACUCAGACGCGGAUUUGUCGUUAGUGGAGUUGAUGUUUGGGCAGUUGGGAACCCGUAGUCUUAUUUUGCUUAAGGACGGAGACUUCUUUGGCGUUUUGCACAAGAAGAUUUUUAUUGACUAUUGCAGACGGAAGCUACGUCAUUGAGAGACCAUUAUCGUUUCUGUAACUCACAUACACACCGUGGUUGAGUCAUUGUUUGUCCUGCUAGUACCAAUUGGUGUAAGCGUUUUGGAGCAGAACGGUCCGUUUCCAAUCACACUGAGCCUGCUGUAAAUGUUGGUCCUAAGAUACAAAAUCACACAAAAUUCUGUUGAAUAGAUCUUGGAUUUAUAAAGGCAAAUUACCUCGGGUACGUGACGAAAAUAAUUGAUACCCUAAAGAACGUUCAAGACAAUAGAUGUAUUGUCAUAACGCCGAAGACACACUCAUAAGUGCGAGUAACUUUGUGCAACAAUAAAAAUUGAG